Molecule: messenger RNA, 2451 nt
Organism: Centropristis striata (black sea bass)
Lineage: Eukaryota; Metazoa; Chordata; Actinopteri; Perciformes; Serranidae
Gene: gramd2aa
Product: GRAM domain containing 2Aa
Exons: 12
Coding region: 436-1374 (312 amino acids)
Biological process (GO): regulation of store-operated calcium entry
Cellular component (GO): organelle membrane contact site; extrinsic component of cytoplasmic side of plasma membrane; endoplasmic reticulum membrane
Molecular function (GO): phosphatidylinositol-4,5-bisphosphate binding
Source: RefSeq, a predicted model, not a curated record
GUCUUGUAACUGUAAUUGAGAUUUUUCCUUUGUUUGGCUAUGCUGUUUUUAGUUUUACUUAAUGAACACAUCUGAGUAGGUUUUCCACCGUGAGCAGUCGUUAAAGUAUUCUGGGAGUGUGUGGGAAUAAAAUAGCCGCCGUGUAAUCCCCUGGCAGUGUAAACAGCCCACACCGGGCUGUAGGUAAGCUCAACCCCCUCACACAGACAGGACUCACUCCUCAGGAGGUCACAGCUCCGUCGACACCGCUUUCUCCUUAGCUUUCAUGAGUCUUCGCACACCAAAAUUGUUUUUUGCGUCUGUUUUCCGUGGCUGAAGAACAUAAAAUGAUUUGACAAAGACAUGGAGCACAAACCGGAGGAGUUUGGUGGAGCUACGAGGCGACAACACGGCGGAAUAAGUCCCAGUGGGUUGUGAAGCUACAGGGCCAGGAGCAUGACCGAGCAGCAGGAGCAGAACGAAGAAACAGGCCUGCUCCCUACACAGGACCUGGACCACUCCAAGGACGACGACACGCACGGACACUUCAGGUUUCAGCUGAUUGAAGACUUGUCCUAUGAGGAUGUGAAGAAAUGUUACCGCGGCUCGACUGUCAGCAAGUACAACUCGCAGUACCACAAACUGUUCCAGUGUGUGCCCAAGGAUGAGAUCCUCAUGAAAGUGUACUCAUGUGCUCUUCUCAGAGACAUCCUUCUACAAGGCCGGCUCUACAUUUCCAGAAACUGGCUGUGUUUCUAUGCCAACCUCUUCGGCAAGGACAUUAAGGUGGCUAUCCCUGUCGUCUCUGUGAGGCUGGUGAAGAAGCACAAAACAGCAGGCCUUGUGCCAAAUGGCUUGGCUAUCACCACAGACACCGGCCAGAAGUAUGUAUUUGUAUCUCUUCUAUCAAGAGACAGUGUAUAUGACGUCCUCCGCAGGAUCUGCACACACCUACAGGUCAAUGGGAAGAGUCUGAGCUUGAAGCAGUUCAUGGAGGAGCCGACCUUAUCGCUGGACGAGUUCCCGGUUCCAGACGAGUUCCCAGUGGUUGACGAGUUCCCAUCAGUGUUAAAGUGGAGAAGGAAACCGUCUGUGGUGUCUGUGUCGUCCUCCCUCCCUGACCUCCUGGGGAACUCCACUGGCAGCCUGAGCGCCGCAGACACGCCCUUCAAAUCUGAACAGCCGCUGGAAGAGCGAGCUCUGCAAACAGACAGAGGUCUUUUAUCAGAGCCACUGGCAGAGCUGGGCCAGAUGGAGUACCAGCUGCUCAAGUUCUUCACCCUGCUAAUCAUUCUCCUCAUCCUGUCGUCCUGCUACCUAGCCUUUCGUGUGUGCAGUCUGGAGCAGCAGCUGUCCUUCCUCAGUAACCCAAAUCUGCCUCUGAGAGAGAGGUAACCACUGCUCUCCUCUGUGACCCGUCAGAUUGGUCGGCUGUUUUCUCUUCCCAUGCUUUGAGACGACGAUGCCCUCCUGCACAGAUCUAGGACCUGCGAGUCCAGGCAUUUCACAGACCCCGCCCCCUCCUCCUCAGAAUGCAGAAUGACUUCCUAUUUAGAGAUCACUUCCAGACUAUGCAAACAGACUGCCUAUUUAUUUCUGAAUCUAAAGUAGGUUUACUGUAGCUUAUGAUUGUCAUUUUACCUUGAACUACAUGAUUCUCUACACACCAAAACCGGGAGCAGAUUAAUGUUUGUCACACUGAUCAAGUAUAGGAGUGGUAAUGGAGACGAGAGGUGAGGUUGGUGUUGGAGGAUGUAAGAGAUAAUUCAACACAUUAAUUACUUGAAAAAGUAACGAUAUUUCAGGUUGAUUCUGGUGUUAAAAAUGCAACAUAUUAGCAUAUUAACAUAUAGCUGACAAGCUACGACGAUGCACUUUUUAAAGAUAUGUCCACAUUAUUUCAAAUGUAUGCAACUAUUUUAAGAGUUUAGAUCUAUUUUUGCUUGAAAAUAGGUACUCAGAUGUCAUUUUUGAGAGUAUUUAUGGAAGGAAGUCGUGUUAUGACCCCAGACACUUGACUGAAUGAAGUUACCUGUCAUUUAACUGUAAUAUACUGGAGCGAUAACACCACAUGUGAGUGUUAACUUUAAUGUGAAUGGUUAGCUGACAUGCAUAAUUUUUGUUUUUAGUUGUACUAAUCUGCUGUGUGAAAGGAGUUUUGUUUCUUUUGUAAAUUUCAAGUGAAGUCACCAAAGACUUAAAAAUGAUUGAGAUGUAUUCAAUUAUAUCUUUGUCUGAAGAUAUUUAAUGAUUUUGGAGACAUGGGUUGAAUGUAGUCUUAGACUAAUUUGUGAAAUCCUUAUGAAUUAAAUUGGCAACAAAAUGAAGAUAAACAAAAACUGUUUGCGGCUUUUAAUUUAUUUUUUGUCAUUUUGUGUGCCAAACCUUCCAUCCUGUCAUAUUGGCACGACACACUGGGCCACCAUGAAAAUCCUCGACUCUGACAGCGCAGCACAUUUUAGUAACCUCUGC